Helianthus annuus (common sunflower) is the source of this 2532-nucleotide messenger RNA. Its product is annotated as protein LIFEGUARD 2. Lineage: Eukaryota; Viridiplantae; Streptophyta; Magnoliopsida; Asterales; Asteraceae. Bases 1701 to 2336 code for a protein of 211 amino acids. Gene Ontology annotation, cellular component: membrane. The transcript has 4 exons. The record is from RefSeq and is a predicted model, not a curated record.
AAGGGUAAAUUACAAUUUUUGUCCUUUAUGUUUGUAUCAUAUUGCAGCGGAUAGCCUUUAAGUUUGAUAAUUACAGUCACAAUCCUUUAUUUGGGAAAUUCAUUACAUCUUUCGUCCUUUAGCACUAACCAAGUUAAAAUUUUCAGUUAAAUUUAAUCAAUUAAGGGUAGUUUUGUAAUUUUGUCAUGUUUCUUCCUCCCUUCCUCAUCAGUGUUCUUCUUUAUCCCCCACCCCCUCCCCAAACACACACACACACACAGGAACCAAGAACAAGAUCUGUAACACAGGAACCAAGAACAAGAUCUGUAACAUUUGUACACCAAGAACCAAGAACAAGACUCUACCACCACAACUUGUGACAACUACUGGCCACUAAACCCAAUCAUCACAACCGUUGGAAGAUGAUCGCCCCUCCCUCUUCACGUUCGUGUACUGUUUUAACAAAAAUGCUAUCAAUGUCACCAACAACAAUAUCCCUUGAGGGUUUCUAGGGUGCAACCAUGAUGUAACAGGCCUACCGAUGUCAGAAGCACAUGUUCUAAUCUUAUGAAGGUAAUUUAACAUCACAGGUACAAUCUGAUGUCUUAAAUAUUUUCCCCCAAUUUUAAAAUCAAACCAUAAUUCACAAAAUUUGUUGAACUCUACAAAAUUAAAUGAAAAUUCAUGAGUAUCUUGAACAACUGACCGUAAUCAAAGUGAAAUCAACCUCAAAGAAUGACGAAAAGUGCGAAAUUGGGGAAGAACAAACCCUAAUUGUAACUGGAAAUUCAAAAUUGUGCUAAAGGGUGUGAAAGAAUUGAUUGAUUGCAUCGAAAGAUGGGUGCUUUAAAAAUUGAAUUGAUAACGAAGGUAUGAGAUGUGAAAUUAGAUUAGAAGUCAAGUUGAUAAAAUGAUUAAAAUAACAUCGACAUGUAUCUUCAUUUCUGGAAGAUGAAGAUGAUGUCUGGAAAUGGUGAUGGUUUUCAGGUGCGUUUUCAGUGGGGUUAUGGGUUUAGGUGUUUCAGGUGGCCGGAAAUGAUGGCCGGUAGUUAUGGAGAAGUGAAAGAGAGAGUCAUGGAGAAGAGGAGGUGGUGGCUGGUUGUUAUGGAGAACAGGAGGAAGUGAUUUUUUAUUUUGUGCUUGUUCUUCAUGUGUGUGUGUUGGAUUUUUAAGGAGUUCAAAUGUUACAGAUCUUGUUCUUAAUGUUCCUGUGUGUGUAGGGGGUUAAAGAUGAACACUGAUGAGGAAGGGAGGAAGAAACAGGGUAAAAUUAUAAAAUUACCCUUAACUGAAUAGAUUUAACUGAAAAUUUUAACUUGGUUAGUGCUAAAGGACGAAAGAUGUAAUGAGUUUUCCGAAUAAAGGAUUGUUUCUGUAAUUAUUAAACUUAAAGGCUAUACAUUGCAAUCUGAUACAAACAUAAAGGACGAAAAAUGUAAUUUACCCUAUUUUUAAAAGACUUGAGGGAGGAAUAUAUGUUAGUUUAAACUUCCAAAAAGUCGUGUAUAUACAUUAAAAUAAACUCAGAUCCCAAAUUAUAAAACAUCAAGUUCAACAAACUUAAACUCAUCACACAAACCAGGAACAUGCACUUGAAUUAAUUGAAUAAUCGACCCGAAGUUGAUUCUAUUCUUCCACACGACCACACCUACUCCUAUUUCUCUCGGUCCUUAUAUAGAACUCAUUCAUUUCUGAAAUUUCCUAUUAACACAUUGUUCAAAAUGUCGGAUGAAACCUUGUUGAAAACCAAUAUCGAGUCGGGGACAAGUGAAUCCUUGUAUCCUACGAUGGUGGAGUCUCCAGAUCUCCGGUGGUCGUUUAUCCGUAAGGUUUACUCCAUCGUGGCCAUACAGCUAUUAUUCACCGCUGGUGUUGGUGCUGCAGUCGUCUCUUAUCACCCCUUUGUCACUUUCAUGACGACUACCAUCCUCGGAAUCGCUUGUUAUGUUUUUAUCAUCCUUUCUACGUGCAUCACUCUGUGGCCGUUGUAUUACUAUUCUCAGCGACAUCCUGUUAACUAUGUGCUGCUUGGGAUCUUCACCUUGGGUUUUUCUUUUGCUGUUGGCAUGUCAUGUGCCUUCACAAGUGUGAGGGUUGUUUUGAUAGCUUUUAUUCUAACAUCGGUGGUGGUUGUGAGUGAGUCUCACAUUAUUCACAUUUUGGGCGGCAAAAAAAGCUACGAGUUUUGGGCCUUUUUCUUGUGCGGGCUUAUUGUGGUGCUUAUUGUAGCCCCCUUCAUUCAGAUAUUCUUUGCUUUGGUAAAGAUCAGAAUGAUGAUAUACGCGUCUUUUUGCUAUAAUCUUUUGUGGUUACAUUGUCAUCGAUAUCGAAUCGGUGAUCAAGAAAUACACGUAUGACGAGUACAUUUGGGCUGCUGUGGCGUUAUACGUAGAUAUUCUCCGUCUUUUUGUUCAGUUUCUCCGGAUACUUGGAUCUAGACGGAGAUAAUCAUUGUGGUGGUUCGUUUGUACCACAACUAUUGAAUUUAGUUACCAUACUCUGUUAUUGAAUGCUUGUUUUAACAUUCAAAUAUGGUUUUUCUUUUUUGAUUUG